UUAAUGUUAAUGACAUAAAGAUGUCGGACGACUGUACUAUACUUUUCUGACAAAAUUUGAGAAAUUAAGUCCUAAAUAAGAUUAGUCAAUUUUUAACUUUAAUUUCCAGACGUCAUAUGUAAUUGCGGUUUUUGACCUAGAUUAACGUCACAAUGGUCAAGAAAAAGAGACAAAGCGAUCCCAGUGAAAACGGAGACGACUCGACAGAAUCUUGCGAUGAAACCGUCAAAUCCGCAUGUCCUCAUGUAGCCAAAGCUGUUGACCUUACUAGAUUAAAGAAGGCUUUAAAAACCGGAGGUUUCGAAAAGGAAUGUUCGGAGUGCAAAAAAAGUCCGAAAACCGAAAUUGCUGAUUCAAAUUAUGAAGAAGAUGUCACUCUCUGGAUGUGUCUGCGUUGCGGAACUCAGUUGUGCGGUAGAGCGAGAAACAAGCAUGCCCUUAACCAUUUCCACACGCCACAUUCUGAUUGCCAUGCAUUGACAGCGAACACCACAACCUGGGAGAUCUACUGUUAUAACUGUAACAAUGAAAUCACAGCCUCCAGCGCUAAAAAACUACAUGAAUGCAUAGAAUAUUUGAAAAAGCAAUCUUCAAAUAACCCUAAGUUGCCUCCUAUAGCGUUACCCCUCGGCUCGUUAGAAUCUAAGUUAGAGUUGCCAAUGCCACUUGAACCUAUCUCAAGAAAUGACAAAGGUAAAGAUAAAGCUAUGGCACUAAACCUGCCGAGGGUAAGAGGACUGACAAAUUUAGGAAACACAUGUUUUUUCAAUUCUGUAAUGCAAUGUUUAGUACAGACCCCUUAUUUAUUAGAAGUUUUGCAAGAAAUGUCAUCACCCGGUGAGAAGUUCUCUCUAUCUGGUGGUAAAUUAAAAAUUAAAGGUGAUCAGAGCGGGGAUGAGGGUGUGGAAAUGGAACUUCCUCCGAUCACAGGACAGUUAGCAGAAUGGGGCACAUUAACAAAAACUUUAGCUGAGACUUUAGCCGAGUUGCAAGCGGGUGAAGGAGGUGUGUAUAAUCCUCGGCGUUUGCUGUCGGCAUUAGUAACAAAGCUCCCGCAAUUUGGUGGCGGGGACCAACAUGAUGCUCAUGAACUCUUGAGGCAUCUACUCGAAGCUGUCAGAUCUGAAGAUCUCCGUCGCUACCAGUCAGUGAUACUCAGCAGCCUUGGUAUGAAUUCAAAAGUUGAUCCCGCCAAAGUUAAUGGGGAAGUUAAGCAAAAAGUCAAAUUCUAUGGGCAGCAGGCCUCCGACACCAUGCUCAGACCUGAACAGGUUUUCCGUGGUUUUCUGGUGUCAACCCUGGAGUGUCAGGAGUGUUAUUCCCAUUCUGACCGGGCGGAAUACUUCUUGGACCUGUCUUUACCCGUGGCCGCAUUUCGUCCGCAGCCACCAGCUAUCGUCCGUAGGAAGACUAACGAGGAAAACAAUACUAAUACCCAAGAAGAGAAGCCAUCUAAACAUCAGUUGAAGAAAGAGAGAUAUGCUAAUCGAAGAGUAGCCAGAAAGAGUCAUAAAGGCACUUCCAAAGAUAAAGAAACAAAUGGACCAAAGGAGGACGAAAAAUCCUCAUCCGAGUCGGAUGCUGAUGUUGAAGAUAACUUGGAAGAUCAGCCUCGACAGACGGAGGCGUCGACAUCCGUUGGCACGCAAGCCGUUGCACACACGGCCGCCAACUUCGCAGCCUACCACAUGGAAUCUGGUUAUAACUCCGAAAAAGUUAUCAGCUCAGACUCGAUACGCACCAGUCCCGUGGAUUUGGAUAAAGAAAAGACGGACAACACGCCGGAGUCGACGGAAAAGGAUAAGGAAUUCGUUGAAAACUCCACCUCCACGAACAUCAUACCCUCGGAGUAUAAACCUUUAAUACCAUUAGAGAAUUUCUCCAACCCGGACUCCGGUGUCGCGAGUCCGGAGGCGACGAAGCAUAAUUCAACAGAAACCGUGGACAACGUCGACUCGCCUCUGAAUGGGAAAGAGCUCGGCAGUCACAGUUCAUUGUCCAGCGAGAUCAACUUGGACCUUUCGAGCCCCCAGCACAACAAACUGUCACCGGUCAAGAGCGUCUUCGAAAGACCGGUAUCACGAAUAUCUUUCGCGCCAGAAUACUCGAACGAGGUUGUGUCGAGGGGUAUCAGCGCACAGGGCUGUCGUGAGCUCUUCGACAACAGCUGGGAGGUAAACACCCUGGAGGAGGCCGUGUUCCAGGAAGAAAUCGCUCUUGAUAAACUUAAAAUUGAACCCGAAGCGAAACCUCCACCUCCGUCGUCCCCGGCGGCAGUGCCUCCACCGCCCGCCCCCAAACCGAAGCUUCCGGAAGCGGAGCCGGAGAGCAUCGUGAACAGAGAUCUCAUGUCCUUCUCCCGCCAGAGCCCGCCGUCCCCGCGUUACGUAUGCGAUGAAGACGAAUGCAGCGUGCAGUCCUGUCUCAGCCAAUUCACAGCGCUCGAGCUGCUCACCGGCAAUAAUAAAGUCGGCUGCGACACGUGCACCGAACGCAUCAACGGCAAGGGCGGCAGGACCGUGUACACGAACGCGACCAAGCGGUUCCUGGUGUCGAAGCCGCCCGCGGUUCUCAUCCUGCACCUAAAGCGCUUCCAGCUGGGACCCCGCUGCAUGUUCCGCAAGAUGACCAAGCACGUGGACUUCCCCAUACUACUGGACCUGGCGCCUUUCUGCGCCGCGGACAAGUCGAGACGCCGCAGUCGGCUGUUGUAUUCUCUGUACGGGGUCGUGGAACAUUCUGGUGGUAUGCACGGUGGACAUUACGUGGCGUACGUGAAGACACGGUCCUCGCCCGCCGGCCGCCGCUUCCUGCCGGGGCGGGUCCGCGACGACGAUUCUGAACUAUCGGGGUACGAAUCGGGCGAGGCGCCGCCGCCGCCCGCCGCUCGCUGGUAUUACGUAUCCGACAGUAUGGUGUCGGAGGUCAGCGAGGAAAAGGUGCUCCGCGCUCAAGCCUACCUGCUGUUCUACGAGCGCGUGCUGUAGCACCCUGUAUAUAGCGGUGUCCAGCUAUAUGAUCCGUCGAUUCGAUGUGGUCCUCGUGCUCCGUGAUGUUAACCUUUAAGACUGUGCAGUACGCGUCGUGGCGACUGUGUUGUGGGGGAUUCCUGAGCUAGGAAAACGUUCGCCAUCUAUGAUGCAUGCUGUCCGCGGUAACUCAUUUCAUUAACACGCAUAGUUUCGCUUAACUUACAACGCUUCUAAACCGACCUGAGUUUUUUAACGCCUCUCCAGUCAUCACUAGUGUCGGUUUUCAUCCCGUCUUGAAUGAUCCACGAUUAUUUGCAAAACGAUUUAAGUAUAAUUCUAUCGCAAGAAACUAUGUUAUACGUAAUACUUUUAAAGUGUAUUUAUUUCUGAACCGCUCGUGAUGGAGAUGUCUUCCGUUAGUGUCAACAUUGCUACGCUAUGUAUUACCUCGUGAGUUAAUUGGCAAAUCGUGUUUUUAAUUAUAUUUUGUAAUGUCUCCUUCAUAAAAUCGUCGGCCUCACAUUCUCUGUUAUUUUUAACAUUAACAUUGACAUGUUUCUAUUAUAACUGAAACUAGUGUACAUUUACAUUUUAAAUAAAACAAAUAACUCGAUCAAUGUGAGCGCCAAUGUCUUCUGUGAACUAAUGAGUACAUAGUUUUAAUGACCUCGACCUUAUUUGUUCUUAUAUUGAUUUGUUCAUUAGUUGAGUGCUCAAUUUAGUUACGCUGUUCCUGUGUUCAACUAAUUUUAUGUUGAUAUUAAGGAGCUUUCAGAGAAAUUGCAUAAGCCAACGAAUAUUUUCUAAUUUCGCUCAUUGAUAAAGAGCAUUUGGAAAGUAGAUUUCAUUAUUAUUAUUAUUAUUAUUAUUAUUUGUUUUGUAUGGCUUUUUAAUAUUAUCUUCCUUGCUGUUGUUUGUUGAAAUUAUUUUUUUUCAUUUCGAAUGCUAUUGAUUGUCAAUUUCUCAAUCAGCUCUUUAUAGAAUUCGGUGCAAGGAAAUAUGCACAUUAGUUAACCUGUGUUGAUGUUAUAUGAAUGAUAAUUUUUGUAUAUUGAACCACACGCAAUGUCAGGAGGACGUGUAUUAAAUAAAAUAGAUAUAAAAAA
This is a messenger RNA of Danaus plexippus (monarch butterfly), 4078 nucleotides long. It is a transcript of the gene Usp16-45, whose product is annotated as ubiquitin carboxyl-terminal hydrolase 16/45. The coding region runs from base 153 to 2987 and encodes 944 amino acids. Gene Ontology annotation, biological process: protein deubiquitination. Gene Ontology annotation, cellular component: nucleus; cytosol. The record is from RefSeq and is a predicted model, not a curated record. The transcript has 7 exons. Gene Ontology annotation, molecular function: cysteine-type endopeptidase activity; cysteine-type deubiquitinase activity; zinc ion binding. NCBI's taxonomy places the organism in Eukaryota, Metazoa, Arthropoda, Insecta, Lepidoptera, Nymphalidae.